Peniophora sp. CBMAI 1063 is the source of this 525-nucleotide messenger RNA. The record is from the annotation of a GenBank genome assembly. NCBI's taxonomy places the organism in Eukaryota, Fungi, Basidiomycota, Agaricomycetes, Russulales, Peniophoraceae.
AUGGCUGGCUCCUCCCCCUUCGUUGCAUCUGUCAACGGCGUCGACAGUCGCUCGGCGGCGCACGAGCUCCCGCUCGCGCCCGGCCUUGCAGGUCCCUUGCAGACGACAGGACUGGGGCCCUUCGUCGACGACGAGAUGCCCGACGCCGGACCUGUGAACACCUACGAUCUCAACUUCACUCACCCACAUUCUCCCACCCCCGGUCCUUCGACAUCACUCACAUCGUCGACUGGGUAUGAACCCAUGGACGUGGACGUCGACUCCGGCUACAACUCGUCGUCCCCUGUAUCAAUCUUCUCUGGUUGCUCGACGGAUAUGAACGGUGUCGAGCCGUCCGACCCGAGCACCCUUACGGACGAGGACAUGUACGAACUCCUCAAGGCGCCUCUUAUGCGGGACACCCCGCUACCGUUCGACGACGACGCGGACCUCGACUACUCGCUCGACGGUCAUGCUGAAUGGGCAUCUGUCGAUACGCUUCUGCUUGACCUGCUGACACCCAUGCCCUUGAUUUUCGACUAUUGA